Molecule: messenger RNA, 593 nt
Organism: Oppiella nova
Lineage: Eukaryota; Metazoa; Arthropoda; Arachnida; Sarcoptiformes; Oppiidae
Source: the annotation of a GenBank genome assembly
AUGGCCAAAAAGAAGAAGAAGGAGAGAGACUUCCAGAAGACUAAGCUUAGAGUCGGCCGAAGACUCAUUGGCGCCACAAAUGACACUAAAACUGAGUUCAAGUCCAAGAAAAUCAUUUUAAAGGAAAUGGAGUCACGAUCUAAAGACCCGAUUAAGACAUUGUCCAACAGUUAUGGUCUCAACACUCAGAUGAAGAUCUCUUGCCUGAGUGGUGUCAACAAUUGGAUCAAUUCAACCAAUGUUAUGGCAAAGAGUGGAGAAGUGGUGAACACUGUCUGCAAGUAUCUCAAUGAUUGCGACCAAAGAGACUUAGAGAUUUGCUUCAAAUUGGUGUCACUUAUGGCUAAAAGUGAACAAAACUCUUUGGCUUCGAAGCCAAAAGAUUCAGCGGUUAUGAAGUGGUCAACAGAUAACUGUUACUGCAAUCUGAAUGCAAUCUCUGCUAAGAAGCCAUCCUAUGAACUAAACCUCAGUUUCCAAACCAGUUCUUCAGUUGACGCGAAGGAAAAGUUCUAUAAAACACUCGAAGUUUUUCGGUAAAUGAGGCGCGAAAAGCCAUUUUUGUCUUAAAAAUUAGUUCAACCAUUGGUUUG